Messenger RNA from Pelobates fuscus (common spadefoot toad), 3041 nucleotides. It is a transcript of the gene PTGER3, whose product is annotated as prostaglandin E receptor 3. Gene Ontology annotation, molecular function: prostaglandin E receptor activity. Gene Ontology annotation, biological process: intestine smooth muscle contraction; inflammatory response; adenylate cyclase-activating G protein-coupled receptor signaling pathway. The record is from RefSeq and is a predicted model, not a curated record. NCBI's taxonomy places the organism in Eukaryota, Metazoa, Chordata, Amphibia, Anura, Pelobatidae. The transcript is spliced from 2 exons. Gene Ontology annotation, cellular component: plasma membrane. The coding region runs from base 109 to 1188 and encodes 359 amino acids.
UGUCCUCACUCCACACUCAGUCACAGCCAUGAGUGGAGGCAGCGCUGCUCAAACUCAGGGUCACCUACCCCACCAUGCACCCACCUUACCCUGAACCCCACCACCAGCAUGUGGGACCCCAACAUGUCCAACGUGGUGAAGGAGAGGGGCAGGGGGAACCUGACCGGGGGAGAGGAGCGUGGCUCUGUGUCCGUGGCUUACCCCCUGUCCAUGAUGAUCACCGGCCUGCUGGGCAAUGCCCUGGCCAUGCUCCUCAUCUACACCUCCUAUGGCAAGAAGGGCAGUAAAAGGAAACACUCCUUCCUCCUGUGCAUCGGAUCCCUGGCCCUCACUGACUUCGUCGGACAGCUUCUCACCAGCCCCAUCGUGAUCUCGGUCUACCUGUCCAACAGGCAGUGGGCUAGGGUGGACCCCUCUGGACACCUGUGUGCCUUCUUUGGACUCGCCAUGACCAUGUUUGGACUGUGCCCCCUCUUCAUUGCCAGUGCCAUGGCCAUUGAGAGGACCCUGGCCAUCCAGAGCCCCCACUGGUAUUCCAACAACAUGAAGACUCGAGUCACCAGGCUGGUGUUACUUUGUAUCUGGGGUGGGGGGUUCCUCUUUGCCUUGUUGCCCAUACUUGGGAUGGGACAGUAUACUCUGCAGUGGCCUGGGACCUGGUGCUUCAUCAGCACGAACCAUUCCUCCCCUGGAAAUGUAUUCUUCGCCUCCUCAUUUGCUUCAUUGGGGCUCCUGUCCUUAAGUGUCACUUUCACCUGUAAUUUGGCCACUAUAAGGGCUCUGGUGAUCAGGUGCAAGAAUCGCAACGUUGCCUCUAAGACCAGCAAGCAGUGGGGGAGGAUAACCACAGAGACCCUCAUUCAACUCCUGGGAAUAAUGUGUGUUCUGUUUACCUGCUGGUCUCCUCUGCUGGUGAUAAUGCUAAAAAUGAUUUCCAAUCACACCUCGAUUGAACGUUGCGGAAUGUCCGUGCAGGGUUCGGAGACACAGAAAGACUGCAGUUUUUUCUUGACUGCGAUAAGGCUGGCAUCGCUAAACCAAAUACUCGACCCUUGGGUCUACCUGUUACUUAGACAAAUUCUCCUCCGGAAGGUUCGUCAGGUUGCAAGUGCUGUGUCAAAUUGCUCUAACGACAGAAUGAAAGAAACUCCAAUGAUCUUAACAACAGAAGUAAAGCCGGAUGGGUGACCUUAACACGUGGAUUUACUUUUGACAAAGCUUCAAAAACGAACUAUUACUUACAUUGACAGCAUGCAGUAUUCAAUAAAAGCUUUUUGUUUCUCUGUGUGAAACCUAAUUAAAUCAGAAAAAUUGAUAACUACAUCCUUCCCCCAGGAAAACAUUUUAACAAAUAAGUAUUAAAGAAAACUACAAUGUAGAUAUUUAAUUUCAAAUAGAUAUUCUAAGCAACAUAACCAUUACAGAUUACUGUAGUAGUUAUGACUCUGGUUCUUUGGGUGACGUCCUUCUCAUUUUCUGUUGAAAUAUUUUUUGCCUGCCUGUUUCUGUCUAUGCCUGUGCGUGUCUUUGUCUAUGCCUGUCUAUGUUUGUCUAUGUUUAUGUCUGCCUGUGUGUAUCUGUCUGUGUUCAUGUGUGUGUGCCUGUCUGUGCCUUUGUCUGUGUUUGUUUUCCAAUUAUUAUUAUUGUUGGGCUCAAGUUUUGUGUGUCUCUUCAUCCUAGCAAUGACCCUGCUUCAAACUACUAUAAAACAGUUUGACAAGAAAUGGAAAGGACAGUACCCAAUAGCUCUUGCACCAUAAUCACAACAUUAAGUUAUAGUGGUUCUGUCCUUAUAGCAUCCCUUUAACCUGCAUAUUUGUAAUUUAAAGAACUGUUUACUCGCAGAGAAAUGUUUAUUAUAUCAUGCCUUCUGAUUUAAUUAAUGAUUACAUUUCUGGUCUAACAAUGGUUAACAAAAGUGCAUUUUCUCAGGUCUGAAUGAAGCCAAAUUGUUUGAAGUCACCAAGUCCUGGGACGGUCAGAUAACGGGCAAAGACUGUAGUUAGAUUCCUAUGCCAGGGACCAUAUAUAUAUAAAAGGCCCUGGUGUUCUACCUUGAUGGGUAGCAGAGCUGCUGUCCCCUUGGUUAUAUCCCAGGUCUAGUAGUAGGCUCUUCUUUUCACUGACCUAGAGCCCAUGCCUCCACAGAUGGGUCUGUUGCAUUUCUGCCAGCCUGGUUGCGUAAUGAGGCUAAGCAUGAUGGCUAUAGUGAAAGUCGAAGGCCUCAUCAAAGUCACUAGUGUUCUCGUGCUUGCGUAUAUAGGGAACUAUUCACAGAAUUCUGGAGAACUAGCAAAGUAAUUUACAACCAAACAAACAAAGGACAAUAAGCCAAGCUGGUAAAAAAAAAAAAAAAUCUAACAUUUUUAAAAUGUAACAAUUUUGACCCAAAAUGUACAAUUUCUCCCCAAUUCAUAGUUUAGUGAAUAAAACCCAAGGGUCCUUGGAUGUCAUAGUUUGCAUUCAGAAGGAGCAACAAUACCUCCCUCUAGCCUACUAACAUCGUUACUGGGCAAGCUCCACUAGAAUUUAAAGUAUACCCCUUUGCUGCUUGCAUGCCCAAACAAUGGAGGUUAAACUCUGCAAAUACUUAAUGUGAAAGAGCCCUGGAGGUUCGCAUUUCAGCUAUAAAAUUACUGUAUAAAAUGCUGCUAACUGGAUAAUGAGACUUAUCCUCUGUGCCAAAUGUCUAUCUUUUAUAAGUGUAUGUGCACAAACAUGCAUAUACUUAUGUACAUAUAUAUAUAUUUGAGAAAAGAGCUAUUGAUUACAUAUACAGUAAAGUCUGUACACUACAGAGAAGAUUGUUUAAAGGAAUAUUAUACUUGUGAUUUAGCUCAUUGAUUUUUUUGACAGCAUGUUGCACUGGCACCAAAUUCCAAUCAUCAAUAAAGAAUGCAAAAUGUAGCAUAAUGAAUGACUGUACUGCAUGGCAACACUUGUACAAUCAGUGUAUGGAGCAAAAUCAAAGCAGAUUGUCAAACUGGAAUGCAAAACAUUUGCCAUUGAUUAAAGUUUUAUGGAAUGGUUCUAGCAGUUUA